This is a messenger RNA of Nezara viridula (southern green stink bug), 1386 nucleotides long. NCBI's taxonomy places the organism in Eukaryota, Metazoa, Arthropoda, Insecta, Hemiptera, Pentatomidae. The record is from the annotation of a GenBank genome assembly.
AGAUUAUGAUGAAUCACCAAUCGCAAAGCAGCCGUGCCAACCAAGAGAUGAUGAACCAGGCAAGGAGGAAGGCCGAGGUGACAGCGGAUCCUCUGGAAAAGCUGCGCCUGCUUUGCCUUGCGAGAGGAUCUGGAGGCAUUCUGGAAAUCGGCAGGGUGUUCCGGAGAAUGGAUGAUGAUGGUAGCCGUUCUUUAAAUUUAGAGGAAUUCACAGAAGGUAUUACAGAUACGGGCCUGAACUUAACCAAAGAUCAAUUGGAGAAAUUGUUCCAGGCUUUCGAUACCGAUGGCUCUGGUACAAUAAGCAUAGAUGAAUUCAUUAUUGCAAUUAGACCUGGUAUGUCCGAGGCAAGAAAAAAAUCUGUGAACGAGGCCUUUGAUAAACUGGACAAGACCAAAGAUGGAGUGAUCACUUUAGAAGACUUAAGAGGAGUAUAUAGUGUAAGGGAUCAUCCUAAGUACAGGAGUGGCGAAAUGUCAGAAGAUCAGAUCUUACGAAAGUUUAUGGCAAACUUUGAAAAAGGAUGCGUCGAUGGAACGAUCACUAGAGAAGAGUUCCUCAACUAUUACGCUGGAGUCAGUGCUUCAAUCGAUACUGAUGCUUACUUCGACUUGAUGAUACGACAAGCUUACAAAUUGUGAACUGCUAUUAUCUAAUAUUUCAUCCGAAUGUUUUAGAUUUGUGUGUUUUUUUUAUUCCGAAUAUAUACCCAAAUCUAACUCGGCAGAAUCUUUUAUCAUUAGUCGAAAGAAAUAAUGAAAUAAAUAAUUCAUUCAUCGUUUGUGUCUGACGUUUAUGCUAAAGUGUGAUUUCACUGUUCAAAUCACAGGUUUUACCUCGUUGGUAUUCGCACUUAUAUUAUAUUAUUACACGCAGAUGAAUACAUUAAAGUAACAGACAGGGUCAGGACUUGGAUCAUCUAAUAAAAUUAAUUGUUGUAAAGUCAGAUUUAUAGAAUUAUUUUAUAUAAUAAUAAUCCGAUAUAUAUAUCAUCGUCUGAUAUGUCAUUAACUCAUUAUAUUGACUGGGUUAAUGUCAUAAGAAUAAAAGACAAAGAACAACUAUUUUUUACGCAAACUAAAAAUAUUUCAAUUUAUUUAAAAAUUUAAUGUCUUAUUUCAAAUUUUAAAAUAAAAUUUCGCUGCAAAUGUGCCGCCCUAUAAUUGUUUCCCCUGCCCUCAAAUAACAGCCUUGGUAACAGGCAUUAAUGUAUUGAUCCUAAGUGAAUCCUAACAUUACUGUACUAAACUUAAAAAAUAACAAUAUCUUUAUGAGUAUACCUUAUCUAAUCGAUAUAUGUACUAUUGUUUUCUUCCUAUUUGCUAAAUAAAUGCCUAAGAUUUGAACAAUACAUAUAUAUAUAUAUAUAUAUAUAUAUAUAUAUAU